AUGGGGAUGCCCACAAUUCCAGACUUGGACCUUGAAGGCGAAACAAGAGAUGUGACUCCAUUGAACAGGAGUUCUGGAUAUUACCGGCUCAUGAAGGAAGACCUGGCUCUUUUUGAGUCUCAUUACAAUCCGCAAGCCUUGGCGAAUGCAGGUACGAGAUGGCACUUUAUCACGCCAGGUGCUUCACAUCAAGGUGGCUUAUGGGAAGCCGCCGUCAAAUCCGCCAAACACCACUUGAUCGGCCUGGUGGGAUCUCAGUCGCUUUGGCAUCAUCAGCUGCACACCUUGGCAGUGCGUAUCGAAGCAUGUCUUAACUCUCGUCCGUUGGUUCCCCUACAUGACGAUCCUGAGGACAAACUGGCCCUCACUCCUGGAGACUUCCUGAUCGGAGCACCACUGAUAGCAGUACCAGAGCCCCGCAUCGAUGAUAUACCAAUCAACCGACUGAAACAAUGGAGCGAGGAGUAUUUGUGCACCUUGCAAACCCGCAACAAAUGGGAGAAACGAGAGCCAAAUCUUCGAGUGGACGACAUAGUUCUUGUGCGAAACGAGAAUCUACCCCCUACCCAUUGGCGACUCGGGCGAGUUACAGCGGUUCACUUGGGCAAUGAUGGAUUGGCCCGCAACGCAACCCUUCGGCUGCCACCGGCGAGUGUCGCCGCCCCGUCCAGAAACUUUGUCGAUUAA
Messenger RNA from Eupeodes corollae, 687 nucleotides. RefSeq lists its product as uncharacterized. The record is from RefSeq and is a predicted model, not a curated record. The coding region runs from base 1 to 687 and encodes 228 amino acids. Gene Ontology annotation, molecular function: nucleic acid binding. NCBI's taxonomy places the organism in Eukaryota, Metazoa, Arthropoda, Insecta, Diptera, Syrphidae. The transcript has 3 exons.